Messenger RNA from Danio aesculapii, 1050 nucleotides. Its product is annotated as annexin A2. Gene Ontology annotation, cellular component: cytoplasm. NCBI's taxonomy places the organism in Eukaryota, Metazoa, Chordata, Actinopteri, Cypriniformes, Danionidae. Gene Ontology annotation, molecular function: calcium ion binding; calcium-dependent phospholipid binding. The coding region runs from base 134 to 676 and encodes 180 amino acids. The transcript is spliced from 10 exons. The record is from RefSeq and is a predicted model, not a curated record.
ACCGUCAACAGCUCAGCCCUCUGGCGUUUAUAUAAAACACCCACCUCGAUCUCCAUAGCUGAGCUUGUUCUGCACAGUGUCUGAGAUCUGCUGAUCAGCGAGAUAUAAGUGGCAUCAAGCAAACUGGUCCAGGAUGGGGUCUUCCGCUUCAAAGUCCAUCAUCGAACAGAGUGGAUCGGGGUCCUACUAUGCUGCCAGGAUUGGCACCGCUAUAAAAACUAAAGACAAAAAGUCUCUGAUUGAGAUCCUCGCCUGUCGAAGCAAUGCUGAGAAAGAGGAGAUCAAAACAGCCUACGAGGGAUUGUUCAAGAAGGAAUUGGAGAAGGAUCUGGAUAAUAGUUUUUUAGGAGACAUUAAGAAACUCCUGCUUUCUCUGGUUACGGUCAUAAGAGAUGAGUCUUGCACCACUGAUGAAAAGUACAUUAAUGAAGAUGCCAGAACGCUGUAUGACUUUCAAACCAAAGGCACUGAUAUGGACAAGUGCAUCACCAUCAUGACACAGAAAAACUUUCACCACCUCCAGAAAGUGUUUCAAAUAUACAUGAAGUACAGCCAGAUGGAGAGCGUCGACAAAAAGGUCAAAGGGGACCUGAAGGAGUCCUUCCUGAUGCUUGGUCAGUGUAUUGACAACACAGAGCUGAAUUUCGCUACCUCGAUGGAUCAGACAGACGGAUAAUACCAGAGGGCCCUGCUAAACCAGUGCAAUGGAGAUGACUGAGGAUUGAAGGAGAACUGGAGCUCUGAGGUCAUCUCUAUAUACUCUACCCUGCUGCCGCUUUAGAGAUUGUAAACGCACUCGUUUAGACUGGAAACAAACAUGUGUUCUCCAUUAAGAAUCAUUGAACUACGUCAAAUCUAAAUGUGCCACGUUUGGUUUCACACCCCUUUAAAAAGAAAGUCUCAGUAGAAAAAUGUUAAUCAGUAUUAAAGCGAGCUGAUAUUGGGGCUCUUUUAAAGUUAUUGCAGAAUGAAUAUUGUACUUUGCUGAGCAGAAAUUUGUACUUUUUUUAUCCAUUGUCUAAACCAAGAAAUAAAAACAUUCACAGCAAA